Hemibagrus wyckioides is the source of this 3362-nucleotide messenger RNA. It is a transcript of the gene gch1, whose product is annotated as GTP cyclohydrolase 1. Gene Ontology annotation, cellular component: cytoplasm. The record is from RefSeq and is a predicted model, not a curated record. The transcript has 7 exons. NCBI's taxonomy places the organism in Eukaryota, Metazoa, Chordata, Actinopteri, Siluriformes, Bagridae. Gene Ontology annotation, molecular function: GTP cyclohydrolase I activity; GTP binding; zinc ion binding. The coding region runs from base 110 to 898 and encodes 262 amino acids. Gene Ontology annotation, biological process: tetrahydrobiopterin biosynthetic process; tetrahydrofolate biosynthetic process.
UACGGUUAUAAAGGCUUGAGGCGCUCGGCGCGUGCAGACAACCUGAGGAGAAAAAGCAACCGAGCGGAGAAACUUCUUCAUUACGAAGAGCUUGGACAUCACCACUGUUAUGAUGGAGCGCUCCAAACUGGGUCAAAGAGAAAGCGAAGCCUCAUCCAGCAACGAAACUGCCCUGAACGGACUUUUGGAUGGGAUGGAGAAGAUCCCCAAGUGGAACGGAGCGCCGAAAGAGAUGCCCAAAGGUGAGAAACCCACCAGCAAGAGCAUCACCCGUGCACCAUGUCCGUCUGUGAUGGAGAGCUGGAGGGAAGAGCGCACCCGGAGCGUGGAGGAUAACGAGAUGAGCCUGCCGAGUAUCAUCGCCGCUUACACCACCAUCCUCCGGGGUCUGGGAGAAGAUCCGGAGAGACAAGGCUUGCUGAAGACGCCUUACCGGGCGGCCACGGCCAUGCAGUUCUUCACCAAGGGCUAUCAGGAAAAAAUCGUAGAUGUUCUGAACGAUGCCAUUUUCGAUGAAGACCACGAUGAGAUGGUGAUCGUGAAGGACAUUGACAUGUUCUCCAUGUGUGAGCAUCACCUUGUCCCCAUCUUCGGCAAAGUCCACAUAGGCUACCUACCGAAUAAGAGGGUGCUCGGCCUCAGCAAACUGGCAAGGAUCGUCGAGAUCUAUAGCAGAAGAUUGCAAGUUCAGGAACGUCUCACCAAACAGAUCGCCGUCGCCAUCACUGAAGCUCUACAGCCCGCCGGAGUCGGAGUGGUCGUCGAGGCAACUCACAUGUGCAUGGUGAUGCGAGGUGUGCAGAAGAUGAACAGUAAAACGGUGACAAGCACCAUGCUGGGAGUUUUCCGCGAGGACCCCAAAACCAGAGACGAGUUCCUCACCUUGAUCCGGAGCUGAGCCGAGCCAUGUGUUUAGAACAGACGUCCUUCUUCAUCUCGACACGUCCAUCCCUCACCAUCAUGUUAUUUCUACAUUGGCCUCUAAGUGAGGCUGUGCUGCUGUCGAGUGUGUUCUCCCAGUGCUUGCCUUUGCAGAGGCAGAUACAGGAGAUAACUCUGUUAAACCAUCCCUCCUAGUGUUUUUAUGUGUGUGUGUGUGUGUGUGUGUGUAGGUAUUUUGAGUGGUUUUUCAUGGUUUUCAAAUCAUUUAUAGGUCCAUGAAUUCAAAUUCUGUUAUAGCCAACAGUUUUUUAUUGUCGUAUCAUGUUUAGAUAAACUAGAUAAAACCUUUUAACCACUUGUAUUUAUUCACUUAGCAUAUACAUUUAUCCAGAACCACUUCUUCAAUCUAGUCCAAGCGCCGAAAUGAACCAAUGAGUAUGGAAUAUAAAUGUCACCCAACAUCCCAACACCGACUUCCUUACAGUCCAGAGCUACCACUGCCGUAUUUAUAUCCACAAAUUUGUGAUCUGACCAGCAAUACAUAACUUCAUUUUCUGGGGGAAAAAGUGAAUUGAGUAGAAUUGAUCAGUCAUUUUAGAAAAAGAAUGUGUUGUUGCAAGUAACCCUGAAAUACCUAAAACAUUAUGGUGAUUGAUAGAAAUUGAUAGAAGAGAUUCUGAUUGGUUUAAACUGAUAGAAGAGAUUCUGAUUGGUUUAAACUGAUAGAAGAGAUUCUGAUUGGUUUAAACUGAUAGAAGAGAUUCUGAUUGGUUUAAACUGAUAGAAGAGAUUCUGAUUGGUUUAAACUGAUAGAAGAGAUUCUGAUUGGUUUAAACUGAUAGAAGAGAUUCUGAUUGGUUUAAACUGAUAGAUAGAGGAGAUUCUGAUUGGUUUAAACUGAUAGAUAGAGGAGAUUCUGAUUGGUUUAAACUGAUAGAAGAGAUUCUGAUUGGUUUAAACUGAUAGAUAGAGGAGGUUCUGAUUGGUUUAAACUGAUAGAUAGAGGAGAUUCUGAUUGGUUUAAACUGAUAGAUAGAGGAGAUUCUGAUUGGUUUAAACUGAUAGAUAGAGGAGAUUCUGAUUGGUUUAAACUGAUAGAAGAGAUUCUGAUUGGUUUAAACUGAUAGAUAGAGGAGGUUCUGAUUGGUUUAAACUGAUAGAUAGAGGAGAUUCUGAUUGGUUUAAACUGAUAGAUAGAGGAGAUUCUGAUUGGUUUAAACUGAUAGAUAGAGGAGAUUCUGAUUGGUUUAAACUGAUCGAAGAGAUUCUGAUUGGUUUAAACUGAUAGAGAUAAGAGAUUCUGAUUGGUUUAAACCAAAGAGAUAAGAGAUUCUGAUUGGUUUAAACCAAAGAGAUAAGAGAUUCUGAUUGGUUUAAACCAAAGAGAUAAGAGAUUCUGAUUGGUUUUAAAUGAUAGAUAGAGGAGGUUCUGAUUGGUUUAAAUUGAUAGAAGAAAUUCUGAUUGGUUUAAACUGAUAGAGAUAAGAGAUUCUGAUUGGUUUUAAAUGAUAGAUAGAGGAGGUUCUGAUUGGUUUAAAUUGACAGAAGAAAUUCUGAUUGGUUUAAACUGAUAGAGAUAAGAGAUUCUGAUUGGUUUAAACCAAAGAGAUAAGAUAUUCUGAUUGGUUUUAAAUGAUCGAUAGAGGAGGUUCUGAUUGGUUUAAAUUGAUAGAAGAGAUUCUGAUUGGUUUAAACCAAUAGCCUGAAAAAAUAAAUGGAAUUUAAUCAGGACAUGAAAAUUGUUUCUGCAAUUCAACCAUUUUCAGUUUCCUUUGUAAUACCAGGUCAGCGUAUCCGAACCGUGCUGUAAUUUCUGUCACGUACCCAUGUGUGAGGUGUGUAAGUUCGAUCAUCACCCAGUCUGUAUUAACUCUGUACUCUGUAACUGAUGACCCACACCACUGAUGAACCACACAGCACCAUGUUGUGUACUGUGUGUGUAAUAGUGUUACUUGAGCCUUCUACACAUGCUGUAUCGAAGGCCAUCAGUGGUCAUCCUGCCUCUAAUAGGACAACCUUUUUUCUCUCUCUACUGAGUAAGGACCAAAGUUUGAAGUUGUAGCUGAGAUCUAAAAACAAUCCCAGCUUUGAUGACUAUGUUAAGAAAUGUGAGCGUCCACAUCACAGCACCAGUGAUCCAAGAGAAUAUAGAUGGAAACCAUAGGCUCAGAGAAAACCGAUUACUACUCGGAUAUUUCUAGAGAUACAAAACAUUUGUAACAUAAAAAUAAAUGACAUACUCAUCAGGACACAUCGGGUUCAGACCAUAUAUUAGAGCAGUUUUAUUUGGAAUCCACCAAACCACCUACAGGUUGUGUUUUUGUGUUUGAAAGAUAUAUUCUGAAGAAUGGAUAUGUAAUGGUUGAUGUAUAUAUAUGUGUGUGUGUUUUAUGUAAAUGUGAGAAAGCGAGCACUUAACAUGAGCGCUCCAGUACUGUUCACGUGGCCUUCUUCACCGGGACUCAGCCAGUCCUGUAUAC